Messenger RNA from Caenorhabditis elegans, 2635 nucleotides. The record is from the annotation of a RefSeq genome assembly. Lineage: Eukaryota; Metazoa; Nematoda; Chromadorea; Rhabditida; Rhabditidae.
AUGCACAUUUUUCCGUCAAUUCUCCGAAUCAUAUUUGUGUUCUCAACUCUACUUGCGCUAGGAGAACCCGACCCCUCAGCUCUUCAGUUGAUAUCUGAAGACUUUCGGAUCUUGUCUCGUGUCACAAAUGCGAUUUCGAUUCAAGCGUCAGUCAUUCGCAAGGAUGUCAAGAUUCGUGAUGUGAUUUCAGAGUUUCUUUUGAUCACUCCAAAAUUGCUAGAAAAUGUGGUCGAGUUUGAUUCAAGUUCAGCAAUUUUGGAGCUUAACAGAAUGCAUAAAGCACGGAGCAAAAUGAUGCGAAACGAAGAUUUGUCACUUAGAGGCAAAAUCAUAGAGAGCACCGAGCAUUUGCAAUUUUUGGGAAAUCUUAGUUUGGAAAUCUCAAAUAUGAAAACAUUAUCGAGAUGAUUUGAGUACAGCUUCUGGCGAGAUAAUCGAUGCAAAAAAUGAAUCCAUCUACAAUCCUUUUAUGUUGAGAGACAAGAUUCAGGUUCACAUUCAAGCACAGAAGGCCUAUAUAUUCAAAGCAACCGAAGAUAAUAGUUACGAUGCUUUUAACGUGUUGGAAAACCUGGCAAAUCUAUUCUCAAAAGUUGGAAAACUCAAAGAGAUGACUGCAGUAAUUCCGAUGAAGGCGACAAUAACAAUGGCUGAUAUUCUGAAGGAAACACAGAUAAUUGAAAUGGAUGAAUUUUUGAAAAAUAACAAAUUUGAUUUCUCGAAAAUAACCAAAGUUUUGAAUGUUCUGGAAAGUGUCGUCCGGUUUACGACGGAUGUAACUAUGGGUGAAAUAAAUUCGCUUUUGGAACAAGUUACAACGAUUCAAAAUAAUACGGAAAAUCUAGAGAAAACUGUUCGGAACGUUGGGCAAAAAAAUUCUAAAAAUGACUCACUUGUUCUCUCGCUGCAAACUCCAAUGGUUUUGUCGGAAAGCAUUGGAUUAAGCGCAAAAGUUUUGGAAGAUUUGGAGAAAACACGAAGGAACCGGAAGCGACUCCUGAAUAUUACAGAAUUUCCGGAUGAAGUCAAACAAAUCAUUCUUAAAAAUGGAUUGAUCGAAUGGCUGAAGCCUGAAAUUCUGAUAGGCAAACUGGUAAAUGGCACGGAAGAAGUUGAUAAAAUUGCAAACAGAGUUCGAAACAAAGGAGUCUUGGAAAUGACUGAAGUUUUCGAAGAAGCAUCGAAAAUUCAAGGGAUAUCUGGGGAUCAUUUUACAUUGAGACAAUUACUGAUAAACUUGGAGUACAGCAACUCUGUCGAGCAAUUGAAAGCCAAAGAGAAAAUGAAAGUAGCUCAGGAAAUUGAUUUGGAAUUUUCAAAACACCAUUCCACUUUAAAAGGAGCUCGUGUGACAGUCAUCUCAUUGACAGAAUUCUAUGAUGAAAUAUUUGGACAUGUGAAAACUAACACGGUGACCGUUAAGACGAUAUUGUGGCUGGAGAUUUUAUUGAUUUGCAUUGGAGUUGCCCUUUUGAUAUUGAUUGCUUAUGUGGUGAUAUAUGGAUUGACAGCAACUGGAAGAGAAAAGUACACAAACUUAUAUCUCUACUAUUUUGGGAAAUCCGAAAUUUUUGAAAAGAGGUGGAGAUAUUCUGUCUUCAUGGACAAGGUGGAAGGCAAAAAUUCGCUUUUGGAUGCGGUGAGAGAAGGAAAUAUGACAAACUUUUUGAAAGCUCUGAAAGCUGGAUCAUAUGUCAAUGCAUACAACAAAUACGGAAACACUGCGCUCCACGCGGCAACAAAAACUGGGCAACCCAAAUUUGUCGAUCUUCUUAUCAAGCACGGAGCGGAUCGAGAUAUUCUGAAUUCCAAAAAUCAAAUUCCAAUUCAAACGAUUCCGUGGAAUUUCAAAGAGACGUUUCCAGACAAAAGCGAGCAGUUUGCUGAGAUUCAAAAAAUUUAUCAAAAGCACUCAAAAAAGGCGUUCAGAAUGAAUGUUCCCCAAAAAUUUCCAGUUAGUUCAUUUCAUAUCUGGAUCGAAGAAAGGACGGACAACUUGCUAACGAAUCGGUUCAUGGACAAAUUUUCAUCAAUAACAUCCGAUGAAGCUAUGCCCACGACCACUCAUGUAGUAGUGAAAAAAAAUGAGCACGGAAUCCUGGAAACUGACCAGUUGGAAAUUUUGAUCUGGAUAUUCAAUGGUGCUAUAAUUGUUAAAGAAGAAUGGAUGACAGAUUGUUUGGCGGACGGAAAACUUAUUGAGCACGAUUCAAAGUAUUUAGUUGAGAGUGUCAAGUACAAGGGCGUUACUUACAAUACAAUCAUUCAAUGGAGUGAGUCAAUGGCCAAGGGAAUGAUGCCAUACAUGCACGGUGUAUUUUUGGCUAUUGUGAUGAAAAAAUGCAAGAACUUGGCAUCCCUCACUAUUCUAGCAACAUCCCAAGGAGGUUUUGUGAUGGACUCUUUCCCAGAUAAAAACCUUUUCAACGCUAAAUCUCACCCGUACCAUCACUCACGCAUUGGGCCACUCAUUUUGAUUCAUGACGGAACGAUGGAUCUGAGUGCAUACAAAAACGAUCCGGACGAGAUGUACACUCUGUUUACUGAAGAAGAAUUUAUCCAUUUUUUGCUGAAACGAGACAUUUCUAGAGACACCAGCAAAUUCCCUAUUCCUGUUUUGAAAGAUGACGAAUAA